Messenger RNA from Harpegnathos saltator (Jerdon's jumping ant), 2959 nucleotides. RefSeq names its product condensin complex subunit 2. The transcript has 2 exons. Gene Ontology annotation, cellular component: condensin complex. Gene Ontology annotation, biological process: mitotic chromosome condensation. Lineage: Eukaryota; Metazoa; Arthropoda; Insecta; Hymenoptera; Formicidae. Gene Ontology annotation, molecular function: chromatin binding. Bases 458 to 2530 code for a protein of 690 amino acids. The record is from RefSeq and is a predicted model, not a curated record.
AGAUGUUACACAACGUUGCGAAAGAUUUAAAUACAGUGUAACGUACGGCGUCCAGUGUCAAGUUUCUAUUAUCAGUUUCCUUGUUAUUCACAAGGUUAAUACGUAAUAGUACACAUUAGAUAAAGCGUAUAAACAAAAAUCCUUCAUAUUCUCACCCGAAUAUUAUCCAAACAUUGUCAUACAUAUUUGUCGUGGGAUACGUGACACCUAAUGUUUCCUCCGCAAGAUAGCGAACGAAACCUAGAAGUUCUACAGAAAACUUACAAUGAAUUGCAACGAUAUUAUACACUACUUCGUUUGAUGAGAACAGAUCUGGAGAAAAUAGCAAAUAAUUUCACUGCUUUGUGUGGAAAGUAACAGAAUUGGUUCUCAGAUCAGAAAUAUAGAUUAUAGUGUAAUUUACAACAUAUUUAUAUACAUAUAUAUGCAUAUAUUGUAAAAUCUUAAGUUGUAUAAAAUGGAAUCUCAUAAAUCAAUACAUAUACAAAAGAGACUGGAAUCUUCAUUGCACAAAUCUCCAGUUUCUUCGUCACCGUUACGAAAGAAAUCUGGUAUCCAAAAGCAACCAUCCAAUAUUCUCUCAGAAAAUGAUGAUGAAGCAGAACGUAUUGCACGUCGACGUGAAAUUUACACACCUACAACUGCACCACCUGGAUCUAAUAGAAGACAUUCCUUGGGUCUGGGAUUUCUAGCAAAUGUUCCAGUACCUCAAAUGGCCGAAAGCAUAAAUCAAUGUAUAAAAUUGAGUGCUGAAAACAAGAUCAGUAUAAAGAAUGCAUUUAGUUUAGAGAUGAUUGACUUUAUGACAUAUAUGAUAAAGAAACAAGACAACAAUAUGUCUAAUCUGCAAGUAGCUAGUACAUCUUUAGACGUGAGCAGUAAGAUUUAUGGGUUUCGAGUGGACAGUGUAUACACAGAAAUACUUAAGAUAAUUGGCGGAUUGGAUAAGCAAGUAACUGAAAAUGUGCAAGAUGAGGAAAAAGAAGAGGAAGUACUGCAAGAAAAUGCAGACACGUAUCCAGAAGUAUUAAAGAAAAAGAAAAAGAAAAAAUCCAGACAGAAUGUCUGCAGCACCAUAGAGGCAUUAAGAGGUAACAUUGAAAUCAUAAAACCAUUGUCCAUGAUGAUAGGUGAGGGCGAUCUACAAACUAGCGAUAUGCUUUACCAAGCGAUACUGCCGAAUCAUGCGAACUCUGGCUUUUAUCAGCAUUUAUAUAAUGACGUGCUCGUUGACGACGUAGAGCCAGAGAGUCCAGUUAAUUCGACAGAAUACGACAUAUCGACAAUCGAAGAUUUUCAAAACCUGGAAAUUUGCGCGUCGUACUCGAAUUUCAAGUUUCUUGGCUGGUCUGUUGAGGAUGAGCCCGGAAAAAUAUCGGACACAUCAAUGACGGAACACAACGACGACCAGACAGACAAUCGCUUCCAAUUCGAUCUUGACGCUACCGUAGAACACGAGGAUGAGAAUUCACCACCUGAUCUCAUCAAUUAUUUUGACAUUGAAACGCAAGACGACAAGCUUGUAUAUGAAUGCCAUCAACGACAAGUUACAACAAAUCAAACGGAAAAUCUUGUGGAUACACCAGCUGCGACUACAGCUGAAUCGUCCAAGUUUAUCAUCACAUCAGAAUAUUCAUUCGUUCUACCAAGUACAAGCUUGCAUUGGGCUGGACCGGCUCAUUGGAAGUUUCACAAUUUCUCAAAACCUCCCGUAAACACGGUCAUAGACGAUAAAGUUGUCGGAGCGUGCAUGCAAGCACCGCUGAGGAAAAAAAAAGAAAUUAGUCUAUCAUACGAAGAGAACAAGGAUGUGACAGAAUCAAAGUUCACGCUCAGCCAAUCCAAUAAGCUACAAGCAAAAACCGCUAAAACGGAAUGGAAUGCCGAGAAACUGACAUUGCCCGAGGAUAUUCACUACGAUAUUACUUUGGCAAGUAAACUGUAUCUACAAAAUCUGGGUAUUAAAUCGAAAGACAGCGAUAAGGAUGAUGCCAUAGACGUGUCUGACAAUGGCAGGUAUGAUUACAACAAUCCAAACGACACUGCGGACUACUGUCCCGAUGUGCACAACGGCGAUUAUGACGAGGGUAGGGAUAAUAAUGAUGAGAAUGAGUGUAACUUCGAAUUCGAGGACGAUAAUAAUGCGUUGGCCACCCAAGGCUUCACUGGUGAUAAUCUAAUCGCGGCACCGAAAUUGGCCAAUAAGAUAUCCAUCGCAUAUUGCUUAAAGGCGAAGAGAAUCGACAUGCGGCAACUAAAAAAGUCCAUCUGGAAAUGUCUCAAGUCCACGGAUAGUGAAGAUAAAACGCAUAUCGCAGAAGCGGUAGAGCAGACGGAAUCGGACACCAUGAAGGAGCCCAAGUUAUUCAACGAUGUUUACAAGAUGGUGCCGAAAUUAUUGACAAAGAAUAACGUCGAAGCGUUGAGCGUGCCGCUCUUCUUUAUUUCUCUUUUACAUUUAACGAAUGAGAAAACAUUGAGUCUAUGUUCGUUUCCAGAUAUGUCUGAUAUUACCGUUGAAAAAGAUUGAGAUAAAUUUACUUUUUGCGUAUGUAUUUGCGUGUAUAUACACGUACAUUACAUGUAAAGAGAGAGAGAGAGAGAGAGAGAGAGAGAGAGAGAGAGAGAGAGAGAGAGAGAGAGAGAGAGAGAGAGAGAGAGAGAGAGAGAGAAGAGGAAAGCAAGUGAUAUACAUGACAAAUGAAUAUUCUGUGUUAGAUUGUUACAAUACGAGAUAUUGUCAUAUUGUAAAUUGAUGAUCGUCGAUAUUUUCUAAAGAAUUUCGACAUUAACUGUUGCCUAUGUUAACAUAUAAAAGAAUUCAUACUAUUUUGAAUAAACCAUAUUAUGUAAUUAACACAUUUAUUAUAUGAUACAAACCUCAUCAUGAUUUGAUCGUUACUUUCCGUUCUGAGAUUUUCAGCUUUGUAAUGAACAGUUGGAUUAAAGAUGAAAAGAA